Molecule: messenger RNA, 1432 nt
Organism: Pygoscelis adeliae (Adelie penguin)
Lineage: Eukaryota; Metazoa; Chordata; Aves; Sphenisciformes; Spheniscidae
Gene: FAAH2
Product: fatty acid amide hydrolase 2
Exons: 10
Source: RefSeq, a predicted model, not a curated record
UUGGUGUUCCAGGUGACGUGUGUCGAGGUGGUCGAGGCGUACGUGGAGAGGAUCAGGGAGGUCAAUCCCCUCAUCAACGCCGUGGUUAAGGACAGGUUUGAGGAGGCCCUGCAGGAAGCCCGGCAGGUAGAUAAGCUGCUUUCGGAGAGCCCUGGCAAUGACUACCUGGAGGAGAAGUUCCCCUUGUUAGGGGUUCCCAUCACCGUCAAGGAGGCCUUUUCUGUGCACGGGAUGCCCAACACGUCUGGCUUGGUCAACCGCCGCAAUGUGAUUGCCACCUCGGAUGCCACGGUGGUGUCCCGGCUGAAGCAGGCCGGUGCCAUCCCACUGGGUGUGACCAACUGCAGCGAGCUGUGCAUGUGGUACGAGUCCAGCAACAGGGUCUAUGGCAGGACCAACAACCCCUAUGAUCUGCAGAGGAUCGUGGGCGGCAGCUCAGGUGGGGAGGGUGGUGUCCUGGCAGCUGCCUGCUCAGUCAUAGGCGUGGGCUCCGACAUCGGUGGCAGCAUCCGGAUGCCUGCUUUCUUUAACGGAGUCUUCGGCCAUAAACCCACAACAGGGGUGGUGCCCAACGAUGGCCAGUUCCCGAAUGCUCAAGGGGUGCGGACCAGCUUCCUGUGCACGGGGCCCAUGUGCCGCUACGCAGAGGACCUGGAGCCUAUGCUGAGGGUCAUGGCCGGUCCUGGAGUCAACAAGCUGAAGCUGAAUGAAAAGGUGUCGCUGGAGAAAAUAAAAUUUCACUGCAUGGAUCAUGACGGCGGGUCCAUUUUUGUGUCGCCUGUGGACAAGGAGAUCUUGCAGGCCCAAAAGAAGGUGGUGGAACACCUCGAAGGCAAGCUGGGGGUCCAAGUUCGGCGUGUGGCAAUCCACAAGAUGAAGUAUUCUUUCCAGAUCUGGUCAGCCAUGAUGUCGUCCAAGGACAGCGAUGGGCAGGAGGCACAGCUAUUCACGGACCUGCUGGGGGAUCAUGGGAAGCCGGUGUGGCCGCUGUGGGAGCUGAUGAAGUGGCUCAUAGGGAUGUCUUCCCACACUCUCCCAGCUAUCGCUCUGGGGCUGACGGAGAAGCUGAUGAAACUCAACCCUGGUGGGAAUGCCAAGCUAGUGAGCAUGGGGAAGAGCCUGCAGGAGGAGAUGGAGGCCCUGCUGGGGCCGGAUGGGGUGCUCCUCUACCCCUCCCACCCCACCAUAGCUCCCAGGCACCACUCCCCCAUAUGCAUGCCCUUCAACUUUGCCUACACAGCUAUCUUCAACGUCCUGGGCUUGCCAGUGACGCAGUGCCCGCUGGGCCUGAGCAGCGAGGGCCUGCCGCUGGGCAUCCAGCUAGUGGCAGCCUCCUACAACGACCACCUGACGCUGGCGGUGGCCCGGUAUCUGGAGCAGGCCUUUGGAGGGUGGAUUUUACCUGGGAAAGUUUAGCCUGGGCUCCUGGCAC